Messenger RNA from Synchytrium microbalum, 315 nucleotides. RefSeq lists its product as uncharacterized. NCBI's taxonomy places the organism in Eukaryota, Fungi, Chytridiomycota, Chytridiomycetes, Synchytriales, Synchytriaceae. The transcript has 4 exons. Bases 1 to 315 code for a protein of 104 amino acids. Gene Ontology annotation, biological process: autophagy of mitochondrion; nucleophagy; autophagosome assembly. The record is from RefSeq and is a predicted model, not a curated record. Gene Ontology annotation, cellular component: phagophore assembly site membrane; Atg12-Atg5-Atg16 complex; cytoplasm.
AUGAACAGUCCCGGCGCGUCAUCACCUUCUACCACUCAAUUGCCUCCACAAAAAGUCGUGGUACGGUUCAAAGCUGCUGGCAAUGCGCCCAUAUUGAAGCAACCAUUCUUCAAAAUAUCACCCACUCAAAAGUUUGAGUUCGUAAUUGGAUUCUUGAGAAAGCAAUUGGGAUUUCAACCAAAUGAACCUCUGUUCCUGUACGUGAAUAGUGCAUUUGCACCUGCUCCAGACGAGCUCGUAUCGAAUCUAUACAAGUGCUUUGGAAUUGAUCAAAACCUCAUUGUAAAUUACUCAACCACCCCUGUAUGGGGCUGA